AUGGCGAAGGACGAAAAUGGCAAGCGCAAGGCCAGCGAGGAACCUCCGUCGCAGGUCGCCACUAAGCGCGCGAAACACAGCGACUCGGCCGAUCCUGGCAAGAAGCCGGCCAUGGAGCCAAUCCCCUUCCCAGAGAAGCCCGCCGUCAUCGAAGAGCGAACCGGCGAGAUCGAGUUCCGCGUAGUGAACAACGACAACGAGCGCGAAUCCCUCAUCAUUCUCACCGGUCUCAAAUGUAUCUUUCAGAAACAGUUGCCCAAGAUGCCCAAGGACUAUAUAGCCCGACUUGUCUACGACCGGACUCAUCUGUCGAUAGCGAUCGUCAAGAAGCCGCUCGAAGUCGUCGGCGGCAUCACGUACCGCCCCUUCAAGGGCCGCCAGUUCGCCGAGAUCGUCUUUUGUGCGAUUAGCAGCGACCAACAAGUCAAGGGGUACGGCGCGCACCUGAUGUCGCAUCUGAAGGAUUAUGUCAAGGCCACGAGCGACGUCAUGCACUUCCUCACAUACGCCGAUAAUUACGCGAUAGGCUAUUUCAAGAAACAAGGAUUUACAAAGGAUAUAUCGCUGCCGAGGUCAGUGUGGAUGGGUUAUAUCAAGGACUACGAGGGCGGCACCAUAAUGCAGUGCUCCAUGCUCCCGCGAGUCAGAUACCUGGAGAUGGGUCGCAUGCUUCUUAAGCAGAAGGAAUGUGUACACGCCAAGAUACGCGCCUUCUCCAAGUCGCAUAUCAUUCACCAGCCGCCUAAGCAGUGGAAAAGCGGUGUGACGGCCAUCGACCCUCUCUCCAUCGAAGCGAUUCGCGCAUCAGGCUGGUCGCCGGACAUGGAUGAGCUGGCGCGGCAGCCGCGGCAUGGCCCCAACUACAACCAGCUGCUACAUCUGCUCAACGACCUGCAAAACCACCAGUCGGCUUGGCCUUUCCUUCACCCGGUGAACAAGGACGACGUAGCGGAUUAUUAUGAAGUCAUCAAGGAGCCAAUGGACCUCAGCACGAUGGAGACCAAGCUGGAAGCAGAUCAGUACGGCACACCAGAGGAAUUCAUCAGAGAUGCCAAGCUCAUUUUCGACAACUGCCGCAAGUACAAUAACGAAACUACGCCGUAUGCCAAGUCUGCCAAUAAGCUUGAGAAGUACAUGUGGGCGCAGAUCAAAGGCAUACCCGAGUGGUCACACCUCGACCCCUAG
Molecule: messenger RNA, 1185 nt
Organism: Anthostomella pinea
Lineage: Eukaryota; Fungi; Ascomycota; Sordariomycetes; Xylariales; Xylariaceae
Source: the annotation of a GenBank genome assembly